AUGGUAAUGGAUUUCAAUGUUAGAACUCUCCUUGCAACAGUGGUGAUAUUUCUGUUGGCAUCAAGUGUGUUGAUUAUUGAAACUGAAGGUGCUGGAGAAUGUGGAAAGACACCAAUUGGUUCAGCAGCUGCUAGUCUAAGUCCAUGCUUAGAUGCUUCACGUAAUGUUAGGGCAAAAGUUUCACCAGCUUGUUGUACUAAAGUUGGUGCUUUGCUUUCAACUUCUCCAAAAUGUCUUUGUUCAGUUCUUUUGUCACCUCUUGCUAAACAAGCCAAGAUUAAUCUUGCUAUUGCUAUUACUAUUCCUAAGAGAUGCAACAUUAGGAACAGACCUGCUGGAAAGAAAUGUGGAAAGUACACACUUCCUUGA
Molecule: messenger RNA, 369 nt
Organism: Lathyrus sativus (Indian pea)
Lineage: Eukaryota; Viridiplantae; Streptophyta; Magnoliopsida; Fabales; Fabaceae
Source: the annotation of a GenBank genome assembly